This is a messenger RNA of Vollenhovia emeryi, 11003 nucleotides long. RefSeq names its product regulating synaptic membrane exocytosis protein 2 (gene Fife). The coding region runs from base 650 to 4090 and encodes 1146 amino acids. The record is from RefSeq and is a predicted model, not a curated record. The transcript has 24 exons. Gene Ontology annotation, cellular component: presynaptic membrane; cytoskeleton of presynaptic active zone. NCBI's taxonomy places the organism in Eukaryota, Metazoa, Arthropoda, Insecta, Hymenoptera, Formicidae. Gene Ontology annotation, molecular function: transmembrane transporter binding; small GTPase binding. Gene Ontology annotation, biological process: calcium ion-regulated exocytosis of neurotransmitter; positive regulation of synaptic transmission; regulation of synaptic plasticity.
GCAGUGCAAGCCGGGCUGCCUGCCCGACGAUACGGUCGCUCUGUUGGGGUGUCGCGGUAAUUUGUCUCUUUUUUUUCCUCUGCACUCAGCCUCAAUAUCGCUCGUUCAGGACGUCGGUUUCUUCGUUCUCCUCUCUUCCCUCCCUCUCUCUCUCUCUCAGGCGUGCACGUCGGUCGCGGUCGUGUCUUGUCAGGGGGGGAAGACAGGCGGGCGCGCGCUACCUGUGUCAAGACAAUACCGGAAAGCACGUGCAUCCGUGCGAAAGGGAGCCGAAGAGCGUGCUCGAGGAAUCGUACACGCACCCCUACUCCCCUCUUGGAAGCUCGUGCCGCUGACAAGUAACAGAAUCGCGUGACAACAACACACCGCAGCCGCCGAUGUCGCACUGAAGGCGAAUGACAAUGAUCACGGGAGAUGCUUUCGCGGCAGAAGGGCGAGCCGCACGGCUCCAGCUUACGCCAAACAAGACCCUGUAGAUCCAAAGACACCGGAGUACUGUGAGCCGAGGUCGGCGGGUCGCGAAUCAGUAGCAGCCGCGGGCCUUUAUGCCGGUACUCAGCACCAGGAAGUGACGAGAGGCGCAACUGGGAUUUAGGAAUCCUCCGUUUCCUCCAUUGAGACCAGGCGGGACCGCAAUAGAGCCGUCAGGAUGUUUCAGAACAUUAAUGUAAUGUCCCUGAUGAAGAAGAUGGGAAUGGCGCAACAGGAAGCCGGUGCGUCCAAGCCGGUCACGCCAGAAGAAAGUGGAAAACCCUUCAGCAAGUUACUGCAGUUGGGAGGAAACAUCAUAGCGGCGGGAAAUGUGACAAAGCCGGCCAAGGUCACCCCGGUGGAGGACACACAGUCCAAGGAGGAUUCCUCCACCAUUGAAUCUUUAAAACCAAAGUCAGAAGCGGGCGGCAAACCAAGCAGCGGGGACGACUGCAGGGUAUGCCGGAAGUCGUUCGGCCCCGAGGAAGUUUCGCGAACUUGUUGCGAGUGUCAACAUAAGGUCUGCGAGGACUGCGCCUCGUAUUCGACGACAACGAAUUCCGACGAUCCGUCUUCCUGGCGAUGUAGCGUUUGCCGCCGAAAGAUCGCCUCGAGGGACCAGCCGAUAGUGACACAGGAAUCUACCGAUUCGAUGCUCGACGUGCCGAGCUUGGAGGCUCUUCACAGGCGGCACAGCGACGCCCGACUCGGUCCCACCGGCAGUCAGAUAGGCGCACUUGGAAGCGGACUGGCCCCGCCGCGAAGUCCGGAAAUCCGAAGACAUUCUGACGUUUCGCCAGCUAGUCUUAAAGAACUGGAGAAGUUUCGAAAGGUUGCAGGAGAACGGCAGAGAGAGGAGCUCAGAUGGGAGCGCGACCUGGACCGAAAGAGCAAGUCGAGGGGUGGCUCGCCCGAUCGCCAUCAAGCCUCCGAUAGAGGGAGAGCGACCAGCCCUCAGAGGGUCGUCAUGCCAGCCCAGACGGGCGCAGCCGAGGAAGGCGGUGAUCUGGACGACGAGGAGGAACGUCGACGUCGCGCUCGUCGCGGAGGCGGUACGGUUCGCCGUAAAUCUCGCGUGACCAGGCAGAGGUCUUACGAUGAUGAAAUCAAAACAGCGGCCGCGAUGGCUGCCGGAGGGACACAGCCCACGCAUCCCGACACCGGCCUAGGACUUCCGGUUCAAUUACCAAGACGAGCGUCCGCCUACGAUGUUUACGCUGUGCCCGGAAGUAGCGGCCUUAACGCGAUGGCCAUCGCCGCCGCCCAGCAAAGAGCCUCCAUUUCGGCGCAAGGCACCCGAGAACCUGAAGAGCGACCUACAACUCGCAGGUCCUCCUUCCGUGCCGUGAAACCGGUGAUGCCGUACGACGUCGCGGCCGACGAUGAGAAGAUGAUUAAGCUAGACUCGUCAUCUGCACCUGCGGUGGCACCGCCUGUGUCCCAACCCGUUCUUGUACCCGACGAAGAGAGACGUAAUCGACGAAGAGGCUCCCAAUUGCCCGACAUAAACGCGAUAAGAGCGUUAACUUCGGCUCAACCAGGAGCGACAAAGGGUCCUCCUGCGGCUGUUAGCAGGGUUGCAGCUGAAGAACGCGAAUUACCAAGGCAGGGUAGUCUGGUCGACGGGGAAGGCAUCAAGAUCGUUAUUCACGAUGUCGACAGUGAUCUUGCUCCACGGAUGAAUGCGAAAAGGAGGGUAAAGCUGAGGAGAGAUCCGGUUAUUGAUAAAGGACACAGAACGCGUGGAUUUGGCAUGAGGGUGGUAGGCGGCAAGACAGGGUCGGACGGGCGCACCUUCGCGUGCAUCGUGUGGACCGUGCCGGGUGGCCCCGCCGAGAAAGCUGGGUUGCAACAAGGCGACAAGGUGCUAGAAUGGUCCGGCGUGUCCCUGAUCGAUCGGAGUUUCGAGGAGGUGCAGCAGAUAAUCGAACGGACCGACGACGUGGCGGAAUUGGUGGUGGAGCACACGACCGAAAUCACUGGGGACUUGCUGGACGAUCCGCAAUCCGGAAAAACACCUACAAAUUUGGGCCUGCUGAUGGAAACCGAAACGGACAAAGCACCAUCGUCGCCGACGCGCAGGAAACUGCCAAAGACGCCGGAACAAAUUGCGAAGGAGCGGCAGGUGACCGGUCGCGUACAGAUCCAGGUCUCGUACGAGGCGGAACGGAAAGAAUUGGUCGUUUCGGUUUUUAUGGCCGACGACUUAUGUGCACGAGAUGACACCGGAUUCGGCUCCUUGCCGGAGGCUUUCGCGAAGCUUAUCCUUGCUCCACCAUCUGGCGAUGCAACUCCGCUGAAAACUAUCGUAGCCGAGCCGACCCAGAAACCUAUCUGGAACGCUACAUUGUUCUUUACUGGAGUUGAUGGCGAGAGCCUGAUGGAACGUGCGAUCGAGGUGACUCUCUGGGAUUACUGUCCCGAUGGCGAUAAUGUGUUCCUUGGCGAAUGCACUGUCGAUGUUCAGCGAGCGCUUGAAAAUGAUAGAGCAGUUUGGUAUCGGCUGGAGGAUCCGCGCGGUCUUCGAACCGGCAAGUCGCCGUAUUGCUCGCCGCGCGGCUCGGUAUCGAUGGAGGUCGCUCAGAGAUUGUAUAGGAAAGAGCUGCGGGAUCGUAGCUACAGCGACGAUACGCAGAGCGACAGCGGUAGCCCGGAGUUCUGCUUCCUGCAUCCGGACCAUGCCUGGCACGCCAAUUCCAGACGCGGUUCCAGCCAAUCCGAGCAACUCGAGAUCGAGCCCUACGAGCUCAGCCGGGAUUACAGCAGAUCUCUGCCGGGUAGCCGCAGGAGCAGCUUCCAAAGUCAGGGCGGCACCGACAGCAAGCGUGGAAGCAUGGGCGAAGCCGACAUGCCCGCUAUAGGGCACCAUAAUCGCGAUCGGCGGCGAAGCUCAUUCACCAAAAUGGCGAGGGAUCCCGAGGAGAUCAUGGAGACUCUGCUAGCGUUGAAAGCGACCAAGAGCGAGCUCAGCAGAACGAUGAGCCUCUCCGGCGACAAGAAACGCCGCAGCCGGCGGGGUGAGCGCAAAGACAGCGUCAUGGAGAUUCCUGAGAGAUUUUACGAUCGAAAUAGCGAAUCCGACGAGGACGAGAAAUGGAGUCAGCCGGCGAGAAACGAAAAUGGCGUCGAUCUGAAACUGGGUCGCGGACAGUUGCUGCCGAAAGGAUACAAAAUAAGCAGUGGAGCACAGAAUGGCGAAGUACAGCUGGGCUUCUAUAUGUGCAAGGGAACUCUCGAGGUCGAAGUUAUCUGCGCAAGGGAUAUCUGUCCCGAGGAGAAGGACGAGCCAGAUACUUACGUGAAGACGUACUUGCGCGAACGAGACGGCGACAAGUGGUUGCAGAAGCGCAAGACUCGCGUGGUGCGACACUCGAAGACUCCGCAGUAUCGGCAGACGCUGAAAUACGGGCGCUGCGACACCCUGCAGAGCAGGCACUUGCUGGUGAUGCUGUGGGAGAAGAAGCAGGGCUUCGAGAGCAACCAGGGGCUGGGUGGCGCCGAAGUGGACAUCGAUGUACUGCCGCCGAAGGAAUUCAUCUUCGAUUGCGUCUCGAAGAUCACUGUGACUCCACGAAGCAAUCUCAAGCAGUUUCGAUUGGCUACGAAAGGCAAGGAGUGAGGAGAAAAAUUGGCGGAGAAGAGACGAGGGCAGGCACGUAUACGGCGAAAAUUCUAACACGAGCUUAAUCUAUCGCUUCGGGACGACUUACGAUGAUUCUCGGGACGUGUUGAUGUGAAUGUUUAAGUCCCACAAUGUCCCGCGACGAGAUUAGGGGCAUAAUGGAUUGUCCAGAAUUAUUGCGCUUACCCCGCCCGAGUAAUUAGUGAUAGGUAAUAAACGUGAUAAUAUCGUAACAGAAUUAAUUAACGACCCGGCAGCAUCCUCACGAUAUGAUCCACGAGUCCCGUCGUAAGCGAUUCACAAAUUUAUCAUCAUGCUGAAGUGUGACGCGCGCACAGACGAGUGGAACUGCACGCGGCGGUACUUAAGUGAUGCUGCGUGUGUAUGUGUGUGUAUAACGUGAAGCUCACGGCGUCGAUAUCGACCCGGGACGUGGUAUACACACGCACACACCUAUAUAAAUAAAUAUAUAUAUUAUAUACUAUAAUAUAUUAUUACAAUCCGCGGGGAAACUGUAACGAAGGAUAAUCAAAAUGUACAUGUGUUUAAAUGAUACGAUUAAGGAUAAAUACAAGGUGUCACUGUCCCACAUCAUUAAAACUCGGUGUUAACGAUGUAGAUGUUUAAGGGAUGUCAACGAAAGUCCAAUCGAACAUUUCUUUUCGCAAGUCCCUCGAAACGAAAUUCUUAAUGACGGUACACAUGUGCGGUUCUUACAUUGGUGUAAUUUCGUUCUUUCCUGUACGUGCGUCUUCGUUCGAUUACACCUUUUUGAAAAUAUUGCGACCUCGGUUAAGUAUCAGGCUCUAACUUUUCUUACGACAACUUUUACCUGUUCAUCAUUGACAUCGGUUCUCUGAGAUCCGAUAGUUUGGACAAAUCUUGCGAUUCCUUUGACAAUUCUUUUUCUGUAAUCUGCAAACGGCGGACGUUUGAUCGAGAAGACGUGCGAGCGGAAUCGCGAGCGCCCAAGCAUCAAGAAAGUAAUUUUUUACUUAAAAACGCGCAGAGCGGGAAAGCCCGGCCCGGAAAAAAAAAGAAGAAAAAAAAAGACACUUUAAUUACGGUUGUGCUAUUCACGCAUCUUUUGUCGAUAUAAUCGCUACAUCAGUCUCUCGCCUCGAACGCCAGCGACACGCCUCGCAAGACUCAUAAACGAGACGAUUGUGCCUUUGCGAGGGCUACGUCAGAUAUAUCGUAGAAAAAAUAACGUCUCACGAAUAUAAUCGGUCUAGAAGCAUAUCCGAUGUCAUGAAUAUAUUAAACGACACAAAUAUUCGAACUUUGCUGUAAAACAAAUUACGCAUUACUUCAUACAAUCUCGUACGUGUAUUUUAUUCAUUAUGUCAUAUAUAAUACCGGUCUUAAUAAUAUUACUUAUUAAUAUUAAUAAUAUUACGCAUUCGCCAAAGUCGGACAAUUUUAAUUGACACGCGACUCGUAAUGCAAUUAAUUAAUUUACUUUCACGAGUGAACGAUAAGUUAAAUACGAAUCGUGUUAAAGAGACAAAGAAAUAAAUUCCAAAUACGAUACCUUGCGUAAACAGAAAACACAAGCGAAAGAGAUAUUUGUAGCGGGGGUGAAGGAAAUCGGCGAAACUUUCGACGGAAGGUCACGAAUUAAUUCGUGCAAAUGCAUUUCGUCGAAAGUUUCCUCACACGGAGAUCGCAUGGACAAUCUUCUCGUACGAAUGCAAUCAUCUAUAUUCUAGACGGAGGACUUCUCUCCUUUGUAAGUAGCUGAGCGCAUUCUAAACAAGUUUUCUACUAGCCUUGGAAGUGACCUAAUAAACUAUUACGAUCGUUAGUUAUCGAUGCCGUUGUUAUCGUUACUACUAUCGCUGCUGCUUAUUCUCUUCUUGACUAUUUUAGACAAAUUAAUAAUUAUUAGAGCUCAAGAUGAGAAUUUACAUUUCGUAACGGUAUUAGUUUUAAAUCACACUGUCAGUGAUCUUAACUGAUAAAAUUGCAAAUGACAAAUUAAUCUCUUGUUCUUCAAAUUAUUUUUACCUUUAUUUAUAUCGGCCCUGCAUUCCUUGGGUUCAAGGAUGUCCUUUUAUAUAAAAUUAAUAUUAAUUUUCUAAUUAAACACUUUCUUUUACUUUAUAUAUGCAACAUCUUACAUUUGCACACUUAAAUAGAUAUGAAAAAAUUAAAUUGGUAAUUAAGUACCACACUUUCUGUGUGGUUACGAUGCUCCGAAGAACAAGAGAUUAAAUUGUAUUUGAACGCCGCGCUUCGCUCAUUUCUCACGCGUCUCUGGAGAUCUUCUAGCGGUCUAGUUUUUCGACGAAGUUCGAGCUUACAGUAAAAUCCGUAUCUUAUAGUAAAAUCUAGACACGUGUCAUUCGCUCGGAUAGAGAGCAACUACGAUUUUUCUACGAUACAGAACGCUAGCGUCUUAAUGUAGAGCAUGACCUGAGUCUGUUUCACUUAUUGUCUCACGUCUAAUUAUGACGAACACCUACAUACACAAGGCACACACGGACGGACGGAUAAACAGAUAAGCGGACAGGCAAAUACACACGUGCACACAAAUACGUUGUAUCAAUCUUGACAAUCGAAACUAUUGAUCCAAACUUACGCUAUCGAUAGAAGAUAAUAUGUGUGUGUCUCGCGUACUUAUUACAAUUCAUACCGUGUAUACAUAUACUGCAGGUCGUGUGUAAAAUAUUCCUAGUGACGAGCACACACAACGCUAAUUAUUGCGUAAUUCUACGCUCGGUAUGUGGUAAAUUAUCAGGUCAAUCAAUCGCGGAUAGAAACAUUCCCUGAAAAAUUAUUGAUGAACGUUGAAGGAAGUGGGCUUCCUUCCUCUCGAGACGAAAUGGAUAUUGAUGCGAUCGGCCACCACGUUGAGAACGCUGUUAAUUAAGAGUUACAAGCGACAGCCUCUUCCCUUACAUAUCUGUGUUGUACUCGUUCUAAUGUCUAACUGUAAGUGUCAGGGACAAUCUCACGGAAGUGCGCGCGUGUCUUCACGUGGAUCAAACAACAAUGGCAAGUUCUCCAGCCUGCGUAGCAGGAAGCGUGCUCAUAUCGGCGUUUCGGCGAUGGAAAUCGAUCCUGUAUCCGCUCGAGUUUGCUUAAUUCCUUAAGUAACGCUGUAUUACUGACACUAAGGACUCGUCGGAAGACCCUUAAAUGGGCACACGAUCGAUUUUUCUACGCUUUACUUUGUGACGAAACGCUGUGCGAGAGGAACGAAGUAACUAGCCAUUUGCCAGUUGUACAAUUCUUUUUCCGUCUCAUUUCCGUCACGUUAUGAUUUUCGUCACCUUGCCACAUUUCGCGGGAAAGGAUUCCCUCGCGGGAAUUUAAGCGAUCGACGAUAACGACGAUCACGAUCUCCGUUUCUCAACAGCGAGUGCUCAAGUACGGCCUAAAACCUAAUAUUCGAACGAGUCGCAAAAGGAACGCUUGAUCCUCGUAGAUGCGCGAUUAAUUGUUACAUACGUACACCUGUAAGUACUAGCCGUUAAACUGAUGAUUUGUAAAAUGUGUAAUUAAAACGAAGCGUGCGGCUUCGAGAGGGGAGGAGAAAGGCGAAAAGCGGAAUCGUAUGUAAAAGAUUUUAAACGAGUUACAAUAAUCAUUCGGGACCCAAAAUAAUUUCGACCGCAGAACAACUAGGGACUGGUAGUUAAAUGUCUUUAGCGAUAAUUAGCCUGCAAAACUUAAAUUAAAUUUGACUAGAGCGAUUUAUCGCUAAAAGUACCCCUCUUCGAUUAGCAGAAAGCUCUUGGUCUCGACUAAUCGACUUCUUCUCACGUUCUACGACAUCGUUUCGCUCGAGAUAACUCGAGCGAUUCCCAUAUACUAAAGCAAUCGAACUGUUUUUUCCAAUAUUCUCCGAAUUUCGUCUUUCUAAUAUAUCGCUGUCGUUAGUGACUGUAGAUACUUAAAGAAAUUAGAAUUUAUAAACUUAGACACGUUAAGGAAUUCUGCCAUUUUCUCAUCAGCCAUAGGGAUGGCAGUUAGAAAACGUUUCGCUGGUGUACAGCAAACUGAUUUCCUUCGUUUGUGACACGUAUUGUGAGUUGUCCCAAGUUUAGGGAAAUUUAUACAAAACUUUAUUUAUGAAAGCCCACCUUUUUGCGUAGUGGGUGCAUAAAGUAGCGAGUACGUACUGUACUUAUAGAAAUUGUUGAUAUCUGCUUGCUCUUAAAUGAAAAUUACUAAAGUCACUCAUUGCUUAAUUUUAUAAUUUAAUUUUCAUAAAUAAGAGAAUUAAUAUUGAACAAGUGUAUCCAUAUUUACAAAUCAUAUAUAUUUAAUACAACCACUUUUAAUCAUAAAUUCUACGUAUUGAAUAAUUUUAAGUGACAACAAUCUCUUCUAACGUAGCCGCAUAAUUUUUAUUAAUUAAAUCUCUGACAUCUGUUUGAAUAUAAUAAAUGGCUGACAACGUGUCGGGAAGCACUGAAGAAUAUCAACAUAAAUAGAAAUAUACUACGGCCUUGUAAAGCCUUGUACAAAACGGGCAAGUGUGUCGACGAUUCUUCUUGCUUUGUUUUACUAAAAUUAUUAAUAGCGAUUAAAAUUCCUAUAAGUUUUACGAGCGAUUGCGCGUGAUCGCUCCGCGCUCAUGCACACUUUCACGAAAGUGAUAGUUCGCAAAAAGAAGCGCAACAACGGGAAAGACACCCUUAAUAUAUAGCUAAGAGACGUAGAUACGAUAUGUUGUCACACAUAUAUUAAACUCAAUGUGAUGUUCCCUGCAUGUUGAAUGUUGAUCGUCACGUAUGUGGAUUAGAGUCACAGAGUGUGAUAGAAUUGCGGGUUAAUCAAGAGUAUGGAUAAUUAGUGGUUAAGCGAACUGCGAUAUCAUUUUCUUUCUAUUGGUUUUGUGGCGAUUAGCGAUCACGAGGCAAUUUUAAUUGUAUUAAACAUUGAUUGGUCGGUAAUGCAAAGAAGUCCAUAGGUGAAAUUUAUUCUCAAUACUGUAUGCAUAUGCAUCUGUAUUUACUGAAACUUUAGUUACAAAAAGGAAACGGCUCCGUGAGUGCACAAGAACAUGAUAUUUUAAACGAACGAUAUAUUUUAAUUGAUUGCUGAAGAAUUUUAUUUUUAGAAGUGGGCAGGUAAUUAUAGAAAAUAGCAAUUAUCCGAGAACACUCUUGAUGGAGUGACGUUCUCAGUUUCUAAAUUUCUAAUGCAAAUUGAAAGACUAAUAUUGUUUCAGAAGUGUCUCAUAAUCGACGAAUCAAAGUUUUUCUUAAUAAUCGAAUAAUCAACUUAUUUAACUGUUAAUUAUCACCAACAUGUAAGUCUCUCUUUUCGUUCGCACCGUUGAGUAAAGCCACAAAAGUACCUGAUAUGACUUCCACAAUUUUAUCUACAAGAGAAGUUCUGUACGAGACAAACGAAAAACAUAGCAUUUUCUAUUUAAAGAUAUUUUCAAAAUAUUAACAGCAGACUUUACAACGUUUAUAGCGCCUACCUAAUAAUCUUCUUUGAUUCUAGAAUACGUAUAUUUUUUGUAUUCAAUAUUUCCACUUGUGUAAAAAUGAUGAAACCCGAAGCGUCAUUGCACACAUUUGGUAACAUGAAUGAUUUCUAAUCGAUGGCAAAUAGGAUAAGAAUAAGGCAAGAAUAAUAAUGAAGAAAGGGAGGAGAUGUAACUAAAUAAUAAUGUAGCAAUUAGAAUAGAUAUUAUUAUUAACUUCUUUAGUGGGGGAAAAAAGUUGUAUUUUUCCAUAUGUCAGGAGAACGAGAGAGAAAGAGAGCGAGAAAACGAGUUCUAUUAUAGUACAACAUUGUAUGUAAUAUUUUUCUGGAGAAAGUACAGGAAGGACCAUCGUAUAUCUUGCAAGAUUGAAAUAGUUUCGAUUAGCCAGCGAAUAAACUAGAACAAUAGAUAGAUUAUUGAUAACGUUAGCGCAGUAUGCUUCGCACCUCAGAAUUAAUUUUUUCAAGUUGAAAAAACCGACUGCUGUGUUAAGAAUGACACGCAAAAGAAGGUUAUGCGAAAUGAUAUACAUAUAAAGAUAAGGAUUGCCAGAUUGAUAGAGUGUACAGUUGCUUUAUACGAAACACCUGUUAUAUGAAGGAACAAAAGAAAAAGAAGAAGUUAUAGCCGGUUUCUAUUUGCCCCUCGUUGAAAUUCCGUCGAUGAUUUAUAAGUAGCAAACUUUUACAUUUGGAUUCAAUCUCCCCAUCUAUUUUGUUCGCUUCAGUGUCCCCCGUUUAACAUUAAAAUUUAAUAAAUUACUCCUCGCUUCGAUGUGUUGGACAUUAAUGUUCGUGUGUAUCGUGUAUAAUGAAAUACUGUUAAGUAUGCAGGUGUAAGAUUAAAGAUUAAACCUUUCGUAGGAAACGAGAGGCCUGAAUAUUUUUCGUUCAAUACGUUUAACACACGCGGAAACAUCCCGUCCUCGCGACGCGGCAAUUUGGAUCUGUUCGUUUUAAUUGCUAUACCUACACAUUUGUCUCUUUCCUACUUUCGCAACUAAAAUCCGAAUACGCUUACUCCGUUUGAGACGCAUAAAGUGCAAGUAAAAUGACCAGAUCUAACGGCGAAGAACUUGAAGGAUGAUUGAUUUAUAGUAUGCAUAACACGCGCGUGCGUGCAAGUAUACGUCUAUGUGAGUCUUUUGAGUUCUUCAUCCAUCUGCUGUUUCUUGAGAAAUGUAUGGAUUUAUGUAAAUCUCUUCUAUUUUACAUCUAUUUACAUUUCUUUUCCCACCACACACGUGCAACACGCGCGCGACACACACACACAUAUACAACAUACAUCUUGUGUGAAAGAAAUGCUGCAUAUUAAGACAAACAAGACAAACGUUAGAUGAUUAAAGAUGUGAAAAAAAGCGAGAUUGAAUUGCUGCUCGUUCCUGUAAUUAUCAGAGACAUGUUUUGUUCUCAUGUAAAGCACACACACCAAAAUAAUAAAUAUUUUUUGUCGACGUAA